Epinephelus moara (kelp grouper) is the source of this 5436-nucleotide messenger RNA. It is a transcript of the gene chdh, whose product is annotated as choline dehydrogenase. The coding region runs from base 149 to 2053 and encodes 634 amino acids. The record is from RefSeq and is a predicted model, not a curated record. The transcript is spliced from 10 exons. Gene Ontology annotation, cellular component: mitochondrial inner membrane. Gene Ontology annotation, molecular function: choline dehydrogenase activity; flavin adenine dinucleotide binding. Lineage: Eukaryota; Metazoa; Chordata; Actinopteri; Perciformes; Serranidae.
ACGCAAAAUAACCUGGGGCUAGUUUGACCGUCUCACUUCAAGUGAAAUCUGGCAGGACCCGGCUGUGGUUAACUGUAACCUAACGUGAGUUUUAGUGUAAAAAAAAAAAAAAAAAAAAGUGAAUAAAGAAAACCCUCCCUAGGCCAGGAUGUUGAUUUUGGCCACGUCAGGCCAAUUUGGAGCCCGACGAGUUGUGACUGUGACUCGAGGGAGAUUUUUGAGGGAUGGCAGGCGCCCGUUUACCUGUUUGCCAGAAUUACUCCCAAGGACCAGAAACACGGGCCAGUCCCAUUCCUGCUCCUUCUCAAACCACUACAGAUGCUUUAGUGCCACCGCUGCUCAUUGGAAUGCUUCAUCAUCACCUACAGCCAAUCAGAAGACGCCGUCCUACAGUUAUAUCAUUAUUGGGGCAGGGUCAGCGGGCUGUGUCCUUGCCAACCGUCUCAGCGAGGAUUCCCAUGAGUCUGUGCUGCAGCUGGAGGCCGGGCCUAAGGACAUGACGCUAGGCAACUUACGACUCUCAUGGAAGAUCCACAUGCCGGCUGCGCUGACCUACAACCUCUGUGAUGACAAGUAUAACUGGUACUACCACACAUUACCUCAGGCCCACAUGGACAACCGGGUAAUGUACUGGCCAAGGGGCCGUGUCUGGGGUGGGUCCUCUUCACUCAACGCCAUGGUGUACAUUCGUGGACAUGCUGAGGACUACAACCGCUGGCAGAGAGAGGGGGCAGAGGGCUGGGACUACGAUCACUGCCUGCCUUACUUCAGGAAAGCUCAGUGCCAUGAGCUGGGAGAAAACAGGUACCGGGGAGGCAGCGGACCUCUUCAUGUGUCCAGAGGGAAGACCAACCAUCCCCUUCACAAAGCUUUUAUUGAGGCAGGGCAGCAGGCGGGAUACCCCUUCACUGAUGACAUGAACGGACAUCAACAGGAGGGCUUGGGCUGGAUGGACAUGACCAUUUCUAAAGGAAAGAGGUGGAGCACAGCCAGUGCCUACCUGAGACCUGUCCUGGGUCGACCCAACCUGAAGACAGAGGUGCGCUGCCUGACUACCAAGAUCCUGUUUGAUGGCAACCGCGCUGUGGGUGUGGAAUACACACAGAAAGGACAAAAGAAACGGGCGUUUGCAGAAAAAGAGGUGAUAUUAAGUGGCGGAGCCAUUAACUCCCCUCAGCUUCUCAUGCUGUCUGGGGUAGGAAACGCUGAUGACCUGAAGCAACUCGGCAUCCCUGUAGUUCAGCACUUACCAGGUGUUGGCAGUAACCUGCAGGAUCAUUUGGAGCUGUACGUCCAGCAGCAGUGCACUCAGCCCAUCACCCUGUACAAGGCCCAGAAACCUUUCCACAUGGUCAAGAUAGGCCUGGAGUGGCUCACAAUGUUCACCGGUUACGGAGCAACAGCCCACUUGGAGAGUGGAGGGUUCAUCCGCAGUCGGCCACAUGUCACACAUCCCGACAUUCAGUUUCACUUCCUACCCUCGCAGGUCAUUGACCACGGACGAGUUGCUUCCAAGAUUGAGGCAUAUCAGGUUCAUGUCGGACCAAUGAGAAGCACCAGUAUCGGCUGGAUGAAGCUGAAGAGCGCCAACCCUUUGGAUCACCCAAUUCUCCAGCCAAACUAUCUCUCCACUGAUAUUGAUGUGUGGGAGUUCAGGGAGUGUGUCAGACUCUCCAGAGAGAUAUUUGCCCAGAAGGCCUUCGACCCGUUCCGUGGUCCCGAAGUUCAGCCCGGUCCUCAGGUCCAAUCCGACGCCGACAUCGACGCUUUUGUCCGGCGAAAAGCUGACAGUGCCUACCACCCGUCCUGCACCUGCAAGAUGGGCUCGCCAUCCGACCCGAUGGCGGUCGUUGACUCGAACACGCGUGUUCUGGGUCUGGAGCGCCUGCGCGUGGUCGACGCCUCCAUCAUGCCCAGCGUUGUCAGCGGCAACCUGAAUGCUCCCACCAUCAUGAUUGCAGAGAAGGCUGCUGACAUCAUCAGAGGUCGCCCUCCUCUCGUCGACGCCGGGGUUCCCGUGUACCAACCGCCGACACUUGAUAAGCAGAGAUGAACUGAGAGAACGAGUAAAGGGUAAACAGUUCACCACACAAUCCGUCAUUAGACAACAACAGCAGUGAAGAGGUUCUGAUGAAUGAAUAAUGUGUGUUGUCUCUUCAACGCACCUGAUUUGCACACAAAAGCUAAUAUCAGUGUUAGAUGUUUAGGUUUACUGUAAAUAUGAAGGGCUGAUCUAUGCUAUCGUAAUCCAAGGCCAAAUACAGGGUUUACACGUAAAACGUAGGAUUAGGAAAGUCUCUGUCACUUCAUUAUUUUUUCAGUGAUGGGUUUUGGUCUAAUUUUCCAUUCCAAAUUACACGUCUUUACUAAUCUUCACCACAAAAUGACCAGUUGUAAAUCAGCUAGUCAUGCCGUGCUACCUUGAAUUCAUGAAGAAAAUGUUUUUCUCGCAUGCCUCCACAGAAAACGGCGAACAUAUUGAUUUGAGGAUUGAUCGGGGACUAAGUUUAAAAUGUAUUCGUAUACUGAAUAUACUACACAAGUUGUGAGAGAGUUUAUAAGUGGCAGUCUAAACAAUGUUUUCUUCAUGAAUUCAAGGUAAGACCACAUGACUGAUCGAUAUACAGGUUUAUUUUGUGGGUGCAGUAUUCCUGUAGAGCUAAUGUGAUGAACACUUCCCCUGCAUCAUUGCUCUAAUUUCAAAAAUGAUAGUCAGCUGUGUGCUGGCGCUCCACUAUGGUCCAACAUAGUUGCCGAGAAAAAUGCUGAGCAAUUACAGAGGCACUGUGAACAUAAUGGAAAAUUGCUCCUUGGAACAUUUGAACAAUAUUGGCUCGGCCUCACCUUGUUGACCAAUACAUCAACUCUGACAUGUUGGCAUAUGUGUCUUAGAAAGUACACGUCUUCAUAAGCCUUAUAAAAAUGAAAGCAAAGCCUUAAACCCUUCUUCCCAUUAAACUAACAGUGCUUAGAUCACAUUUCAUACCCACUCUGAGAUGAACCAUGGCAAGGUUUCAGGUUAGAUUCCACAGCUCAUUAACCAUUAAAAAUGGGUCUUUAGUUUCACAAUGGGAAGUUUUUUUAUGCCUGUCACAACACAACACUUAAGAGUGAAUCUUAAUGAAGCCAUUCAUGUCAGUCACAGUGGAGUGGAGUUCAUCAAGAGACAUGCAUUCGAUGAGAAGGAAUCUUUGCAUCAGUGCAGGAAACACACCUACUUUGAAACAUUAUGAAAGACUUACAGUAAGUAUUUACAGGUUUUUGGCAAUACGGGAAUACCACAACCCAGACAUUUUCAAGAAGGUGGGGAGGGAGACGGCACGGUCUAACCACUGUUUGGAAUCUUCAAACAAAUCCUGUUGUUAUGCAAAAAAGCAAACUGGCACAAGCAGCUCAGUCUGUUUCACUUUUCCAUGUUUUGGUGUGAUUAACGAUACGCUAGGGCACAUUAAUCUCAGUAUACACAGCUGCACAUAAACAGGAAUAAUAGUAGAACAUUCAUUUCAUUAGUCAUGUAAAGAGCUUAGUUGGAAUAUUGUCCUUUUCGCAAUAAGGGAAAAACCGGAAUAUUGUGCGCAUGUAAACAUAGUCAUGAUGAAGAUGAAGAUGAAGCUAAUAUGGAAGUGAGCGCAGCAUCAACAGCAACCUGCCUACGUUAUCACAGCUCACAGCUUUUAGUUUCCCUCUGGUUCAGGCCAGUCUGGUAGCUGUUUCAUCUCAGGAGCAAUACAUGCAAAUUACAGCUCAGCGUAUCUGGCUAGUGCAGAUCUUAUGUUUAAAUACUCUGAAGUUCUAGAAACUACAAAAAAAAAAAAAAAAAAAAAAGUUAAUUUUACUCGUGUUGAAUUUAUCAUGGAUGUUUACAAAGAAGCCAUUGAGGAUGAGUGUGUAUAACCAAUCAGAUAACACCAUCUGUGCCUGUGUGAUCAUUCAGUCCUGAUAUCAGUGAGUUACUGUGUGUGUGUGUACCGUAAUAACUGAUAAGGUGUGUUCGUUCAGUCCAGCCAAGACUCAUAGCACGUUUAUGUUGAGUAUAUUUUAGAAUUCACUGAUCAUCUCAAUUUAAAUUCACUUUAUUAUCAGCUGUUAUGCUGCUAGGUGCUAGAAUGAAACAUGAUUGUGUCUUACGUAGCUUUGCACUACUCUAUGAAGUAUCUUCAUGACAGUGAAAAUUAUUGUUUACAUUAUACGCAGCGUUGUACAGUACUGCUCCAAUGUUUAAAUCAUUAGUGUCUUAAUGAAGGAGUAACUCGUGGAUCAUAAAGGGAAAAUGUUUAUGAAAAAUCUUGCGUGUUUUAUGUUUGCAUGUUUUGAUGUUUUCUUGUACUGAUUGUAAACAAACACUAGAAGCCGUCCUGACCUUGUCCUCGUGACUUUAUUCAGUGGUCCUUACAAAAAUCCUCAGCAGGUUCAUUGUCAAGAAUUCAAAUGUACAAAAUGGGGUUUUUGUUUCCCAGCGGUACAAAAUCUAUAAGGUACUAGUACUUCUGCUACAAAGUGGAUAGAGCUAUUUUUUUUUAAAUUUCCAUACAACAAAUGGGUAGAAAGCAGAAAUCUUUAUCACUCACUUUUUACAAACACUGUACAGAUUGUACACAUUGUCGGUUUUAUAGACAUCUGUAAAGCAGUGGAACAGUACAAAAAAUAAAGCUGUCAGUUGCACAACAAAGUUUUGAGUUGGUUUCUCUUCAUUUGAUGAAAGUCUAAAUUUGGAUGCAUUUGGAAAUUCGUACUGUGAAUAAGCAGGUGAUUUUUUUCUGAUGUUGUCGGCUGUCACUGAGUUUCUGACAUUUUGUGAGCCAAAAGGUUUGGUUUUAAUGACUUGGACCACACAAUGUUGUGCACUGUUGGCCAUCAAUUCUAAUUUAUUAAAUCCAAUCAGUGAUGACAUUGAAUGACUUAUUCAUUUUUAAUUAAAAAAUGGGUUUGAUCUAGUAAUUAGUAUCAGUUUCUCCCAUCAGGGACACCAUCACAGGUUUGAUCCCCACAACAACCAGUGUCUAUUUGUCUGUGCGAGACGCUGCAGCCCUGCGUUCUCAUCACCUGUGGCAAAUAUACAGAUUUCUGCGUACAGCAUGUGUGUAAUAUGGCUUCUCUUAAUUACUCUAAAAUAUGUAUUUCAAAGUCAGUACAAUCCAAAACAGUAAAAUAGAAGCUCUGUCUGUAUUCACACAAAAUUAAGAGAUUUUAAAGAGGUAAUUGUGUCACUCUGGAUUCUUUUCUGAUGUCACAUUUUGCUGCUACACAUUUACAGUCAAACAGUUUUUGGAGGUGUUAACCAAUCAGAACUCAGAAUUUUAAUUCCCAUCAGUCACCGCAGACUGGUAUUUACAUUAUUACGACUUUAAAUAUCUUUCUUUCUCCAUUUUGUGCAAAUGCAGCCUUUUGCCAAGGUUUUCCUGACUCGUGAACCUACACACCCCGAAAGUUACAGAA